Messenger RNA from Dicrocoelium dendriticum, 521 nucleotides. Lineage: Eukaryota; Metazoa; Platyhelminthes; Trematoda; Plagiorchiida; Dicrocoeliidae. The record is from the annotation of a GenBank genome assembly.
GCCAAUGAAUCUCCUAGUGAACGGAGACCAAAGUGAAACGAAAGAAAAGUCGGCUGACAAAACCAUAUUGUCGGAACAAGAACGCCUUAUUGAACGUGGGCGCGCUCGAAUUGCAUAUCUUGAUCGGAUUUUGCGAGCCAAACAAGCGGAAGAAAAAAAGGUGAAACGUGAAGGUCGGGAGCUUCGCCGUUAUUUACAAAUGCAAUUGAUGGAACUCAUCGAAGCACCUACCCAAGGAGAGUCUACUAAGUCAAAUGGGGCUUUCUCCAGUACGGCAAUCGUGCCUAAACCUAAUGCGACCAGUGAACUCGCAUUCUGUCGACCGCGGCAGGAGGUCCUAGACAACUUUGAGCGCUUUCUUGCGUUGGAUACCGUGCCUUCAAAUGCGUCUAAUGGAACAGAUACACAUCACAGUGACCAUGCCAAUGGGAUCAGAAGCUACCGGAAAGUCUUCGCCACAGAGUAUGACCCAGAAGAGGAUAUUAUGUUGAACACUGAGCUGAGUUUGGAUCUGGGACCUA